Molecule: messenger RNA, 1372 nt
Organism: Sinocyclocheilus anshuiensis
Lineage: Eukaryota; Metazoa; Chordata; Actinopteri; Cypriniformes; Cyprinidae
Product: cyclin-dependent kinase 4-like
Exons: 9
Coding region: 173-1135 (320 amino acids)
Biological process (GO): signal transduction; protein phosphorylation; regulation of G2/M transition of mitotic cell cycle
Cellular component (GO): cytoplasm; cyclin-dependent protein kinase holoenzyme complex; nucleus
Molecular function (GO): cyclin-dependent protein serine/threonine kinase activity; cyclin binding; ATP binding
Source: RefSeq, a predicted model, not a curated record
AGUGUGUGUGUGAGUGUGUAUCACUCGUAAUGUCGCCUCGUUUGAUGUCGUGUUCUGAAGAGUCGGCGGAUGUGGUGUCUCAUCCUGCGAGAGUGGGACUGUUACAGGCCAAACCCAAAUCAGCUGUACUCUACCAGGGUACUGUGUUCACUAAUGUAAAACACCAUGGUAAAUGCAUGUUUUUUGCACAGUCCAACAAGUAUCCAAGCAGCCGUCUGGGACAAUGGUCAGUUAUACAGGCAUGGCGCAGGAGAGCGCGGUGCAGUACGAGCCGGUGGCGGAGAUUGGCGGCGGCGCUUAUGGGAUGGUGUACAAGGCUCGAGAUAGAAACACCGGGCAGUUUGUGGCUCUGAAGAGUGUGAGAGUGCAGACCAAUCAGGACGGCCUUCCUCUGUCCACGGUGCGAGAGGUGGCACUGCUCAAACGACUCGAGCAGUUCGACCAUCCCAACAUUGUCAGGCUGAUGGACGUGUGCGCCACACUGAGAACAGACCAGGAGACUAAAGUGACUCUAGUGUUUGAGCACGUGGAUCAGGACCUCAGGACGUAUCUGGAGAAAGUGCCGGCACCUGGGCUGCCCAUCCACCAGAUCAGAGACUUGAUGCAGCAGCUGCUGUGUGGGCUGGCGUUCUUGCACUCGAAUCGAGUUCUCCACCGGGACCUGAAGCCGGAGAACAUCCUGGUGACCAGCAGAGGGCAGGUGAAGCUGGCUGACUUCGGCCUGGCACGGAUCUACAGCUGCCACAUGGCUCUCACACCGGUGGUGGUGACGCUGUGGUAUCGCUCUCCGGAGGUGCUGCUCCAGACCACUUACGCCACGCCGCUGGAUAUCUGGAGCACCGGCUGCAUCUUCGCCGAGAUGUUCAGACGCAAACCUCUCUUCUGUGGAGAUUCAGAGGUGGACCAGCUGAGCAAGAUUUUUGCAGUGAUCGGCCUGCCGGCUGAAGACGAGUGGCCCACUGAUGUCACUCUGUCUUGGCAGAACUUCAGCCCUCAAGCCCCUCAGCCAAUCACAGACUGCCUUCCUGAGAUCAGCGAGAAGGGGGCGGAGCUCUUACUGGAAAUGCUGACGUUCGACCCGUUGAAACGAAUCUCUGCGCUGAAUGCUUUGGAGCAUCCGUUCUUUACUGAAUGAGUGCUUUAUUCCCAUUAUUCACUGCUGAGUGAGUGUUUUCAGUGUUGUUCAAGGAUGAGGAGGUGUGAUGAUGAUAGACUUGAACUUUUAAGUGUCAUAUUUCUCUGCCUUUACAGUGUAUUGUGGGUCAGUGGAACAUUAUCAUUAGCAGGUGCUACGACACCGCAUUUCAUUUCUGGUGUGUGUGUGUGUGUGUGUGUGUGUGUGUGUUGUGUGAAUGUGAGUGAGUCUGUGUGU